Messenger RNA from Prorocentrum cordatum, 2935 nucleotides. NCBI's taxonomy places the organism in Eukaryota, Dinophyceae, Prorocentrales, Prorocentraceae. The record is from the annotation of a GenBank genome assembly.
GGCCGUUGUACGAUUCCAUCAAGUAUUUUGUUUAUCCAAGAGCGGAGUACAGUCACAAUGGCACCGCCCGCUCGCCUCCUGCUCCCGGCGGCGGGGCUGCAGCUGUGCGCGGCCCUGUCCGGGCUCCUGGGCAGCAAGGACGGCCUGCUCCAGGAGCUCGGCCCCUCGGCGGCCGUGCACCUGCUCACGCCCUGGGGCGCCGCCGCCGAAAAGCCGCGGCCGGCGGCGGAGGCGCGGAGGAGCGGCAGCGGGGCGCAGGGCUCGGGGCGCGGGCACCCCGCGCCCGGCUGCCGCGACGCGGAGGAGGGGGACCACUGCCACCGCGCCAUCAGCUGGCUCAUGGAGAAGGGCCUCGCGACGCACCCCGACUGGUACCCCAACCUCAAUGUCCGCUCCGCCAGCUACGAGGUGCAGGAGGAGCUCAGCCGCCUGGGCAAGGCCGAGUGCCCCAUGCCCUGCCGGAGCGAGUCUCCCGCUGACGGCGAAGCAUUGGGCGUCGAGGCGGAGCUCCGAGUGCCGCCCGCGGCGCCCCCGCGGGGGCCCUCGCCGCCCGCCCCCCGACGCGCCGCGGCGGCGGGGGGCUGCCAGGACGCGGCCGACCAUACCGCGUGCUACACCGCGAUCCGCUACGGCCUGAUGGAGGGCAUCGCCGAGCACCCCGAGUUCUAUCCGGGCCUGACGGCCAGCGCCACCUUCCGGGAUGUGCAGGAGAGCCUGUUCCUGGCUGGGCGCUACGGGUGCCCGCGGCCGUGCCUGGACGUGCCCGACGCCGGUGUGGCGGAGCCGUACACGAAGGACGUGCAGGACAUGACCAUGGGCGAGCUGGACAGGUACCUCUCCGGCAAGUGGGACGGCGUGGUGCGGCCGGCUCUCGCCGACCAGAGGCUGCUGGGCGUGUUCCCGCGCGCGAGCGGCCCUGACGAGGCCGAGGAGGAGCCCUCCGCGGACGAGGCCCCCGCCGACGCGCCGCAGGGCCCCGCCGCGCCCUCGGUCGGCGAGCCGCCCUCCGCGGACGAGGCCCCCGCUGACGCGCCGCAGGACCCCGCCGCGCCCGCGGGCGGCGAGGCACCGGAGGCCCGGGCGCACGAGGAGGCCCAGACGCCCGCAGAGCCGCAGGCGGCGAGCACGGACGCGGAUGCGCAGCCGGCACAGACGGUGGCAGAGCAGGCGCUGGAGGGGCGCCCUGAGCCUGAGCAGGACAUGACGAGGAACGAGUCGGACAGGUACCUCGACGAGAAGGAGCAAGAGCAGGCGGAGAUGACGGGGAGCGAGCCUGACAGGCUGGACGAGAAGGAGCAGUCACUGACGAACGUGUCGGAGGAGCCGGAGGCGGCAGCGGAGACGAGUCGCGUGCAGGACAUGACAACGAGCGAGCUUGACAAGUACCUCGACGGGACAGAGCAGGCGCUGACGAACGUGUCGGAGGAUGCGCAGACGACGGUGGAAACGGGUCGCGUGGAGGACACCACGAAGAGCGAGCUGGACAGGCCAGACGAGAAGGAGCGGGCGCCGACGAACGUGUCGGAGGAGCCGCAGGCGCCGGCGGACACCGAGGCGGCGCUGGCGGAGAGCGAAUUCGACAGGCACCUUGGCGAGAAGGAGCAGGCGAAGACCCCGCAGAAGGAGCCUGCGCAGACGAACGUGUCCGAGGAGGCACAGGCCGUCGAUCAGAUGGAGGCGCUGUCGCCUUUGCCGAUGGUGGACAUGGAUGCCGCGCCUGCGCGUCCCGAAGACCCAGGCGUCCCGACCCAGGCGGCGGCCAGCGCCGUUGCCGCAGAGGGCGUGGCACAGGAGGCGGCCUCUGCCUCGGACAGCGCCGCCCAGGAGGCGGCUGGCGACGCGGCCGCGGACCUCUCGCGCAGCGCGUCGCCAGAGAGGGCCGACGUCGCUGCUGCCCGGGACAGCGCGCCCCAGGAGGCGGGCAGCGACACGCCCGCGGACACGUCGGAGAGCGUGUCUCGGCUCGCGGCCGCGGGCGCGGGCGCGGGAGCGGAGGCCGUGGGGGAGGCCCUGCCCAGGCUCGGCCAGGGCGGGGUCGAGGAGGGCGACGUGGGCCAGCCCACCGGGACGGUUGCGGCGGCGCAGCCCGUGGAGGAGGGGACGGACGCCACGGCACAGGAGCCGGCGGCCAGCGUUCCAGUGGAGACGCCGGCGGAGAUGGAGGCCAGGAUCAGGGCGAAGGUGAGGCAGGAGAUGGAGAGCACGACCACCGCUCGGGCCGAGACUGCGGCGGAGAUGGAGGCCAGGAUCAGGUCAGAGGAGCUCGCGAGGGCCCAGCUUGAGACCACGACGACCGCUCAUGUGGAGACGGCGGAGGAGAUGGAGACCAGGAUCCGAGCGAAGGUCCGGCAAGAAAUGCUGAGCACGGCCGUUGUUCGUGUUGAGACGGAAGCGGAGAUGGAGGCCAGGAUACGGUCAGAAGCUAUUAAGGGUAUGGCCGAUACGAUAGUCCAGCUGGAGAGCACGACGACCGUUCAUGUUGAGACGGCGGUUGAGAUGGCGGCCAGGAUCAAGGCGCAGAUUAUGCAGGACAUGGAGAGCACGACCACUGCUCGGGUUGAGACGGUGGCGGAAAUGGAGGCCAGAAUACGGGCAGAGGCAAUAAAGGAUAUGCUCGAUACGAAUUCCCAGCUUGAGAGCACGACCACUGCUAACGUUGGGCCUUUGGCGGAGAUGGAGACCAGAAUUGAGGAGCAGGUGAUACGGGACAUGUUUGUUGCGAAAGCCCAGCUUGAGAGCACGACUACUGCACCUGCUGAGACGUUGCAGGAGAUGGAAGCCCGAAUCAAGGAAGAACUCGUGCACACUGUCCAGACCAAGAAGUAUUGGGGCUGAUUUGCAAGUAGGCCGCAUGCCUGGUGUAUUGGCUUGGCAGCAUCGCCUGACAAUUCAUCUUGUCAUCAUUGUCAUCAUAGUCUCCCACUUCCUCGCUUCC